AUGGUGCGUCCAUGGAGUUCCGAUUUAAUUGGAGUAAUAAAAGGCGCUCAAUUAGUCGGAAAUGCAUUUUUAAAACACCAAAAAGAUUGUGUUAAAAAUGUUGUCGUUAAUUCAAGUGUAAAAUCUGCCGCCGAGGCAAAUUUAAAAGGAGUUGUUGAAAAAUUUCGAGAUAUUGAUCCAAGUAAGGUUCCACAAAAAUUAUACACAGAGACAAAAGAGCUUCUGGAUAGGCUCUGUGUAGUUGAAAAAGGAAUCCGAGAGUAUACAAAACAAUCAGCUUUGGAACUAACAGGAGUUCCUUUAGAAAAAAGUCCUCUAGAAGUAAGCCCUAAAUUAGAAGUUUUAAAUCCCGCAAAAGACCCUCGAGAAAUAAAGCCAAAAAAUCAAGAUCCACCACCAUCUACUGAACCGACAGUCGUGGAGGUUCCUAUCAAGUACAGCAGCGUCAAAGAAAAAAUAGAGACGAUUGGUACCUUGGAAAAAGCAAUUCCUAAAAUAGAGUUGAGCGAUAAGGACAAACAACUGCUGAGAAAACUCGAAAUUGAACAUGAAAAAAAAAUUGGUGAUAAGACAGAAGGUGGAAUAAUUGAGCCGAAGGCUCAAGUAGUUUUGAGUGAGAAAAUAAUUGAACCAGAUGUUAAGAGACCUGUUGUUAAACCACGAGUUACUUUAUCAACAGAAGCAAGAGAAAGAAAAGUACCAAGCACUAGACUAGGAAGAAUGGCGAGUUUUGCGACUCUAGGAGUUGGAUUAGGUAUUGGAACUCUUGCUGAGUUCAGCCGAAGAACUUUUGGUCUCAAAGAAGAAACUAGUGUUGGAAAAACUUUGGAUAAUGUUUUUUUGACUCAAGCUAAUGCUGAGAGAAUUGUUGCUACGCUUUGUAAAGUUAGAGGAGCUGCAUUAAAAAUUGGACAAAUUUUAAGUAUCCAAGAUAACAAUGUAAUUAGUCCAGAACUUCAAAAAGCUUUUGAAAGGAAAGUAUUAAUAAAUGAACUAGGUCCCGAUUGGAGAUCAAAAGUAUCAACUUUCGACGAAAAGCCAUUUGCAGCAGCAUCAAUAGGUCAAGUUCACCUGGCGACUCUCUCAAAUGGUCAAUCAGUCGCUAUGAAAAUUCAGUACCCUGGAGUCGCAGAAGGAAUUCAAAGUGACAUUGAUAAUCUGGUGGGUGUAUUAAAAGUCUGGAAUAUUUUCCCCGAGGGAAUGUUUAUUGACAAUGUAGUUGAGGUUGCUAAGCGUGAACUAUCCUGGGAGGUUGAUUAUAUCAGAGAAGCUGAGUGCUCCAAGAAAUUUAAAGAAUUAUUGGCACCUUAUCCUGAGUAUUAUGUUCCUACAAUUGUUGAUGAGCUGUGUUCUAAUCAAGUAUUAACCUCGGAAUUAAUUGACGGAGUACCAGUGGAUAAGUGCAUAGAAAUGGACAUGGAAACUCGCGAGCACAUAUGCAAAUUAAUAAUGCAUUUAUGUCUAAAAGAACUCUUUGUAUUUUACUACAUGCAGACGGAUCCUAACUGGGCGAAUUUUUUCUACAACCCAGAGACCAAAAAAAUGAUUCUUCUGGACUUUGGAGCUUGCAGGUCUUAUGAAAAAAAAUUUAUGGAUAAUUAUAUUGAAAUUAUCAACGGAGCGAGUUAUGGAGAUCGAGAUAAGGUGCUUAGAUUGUCCAGAGAAAUGAAAUUCUUGACUGGGUAUGAGUCUAAGGUCAUGGAGAAGGCUCAUGUGGACGCUGUAAUGAUUCUAGGGGAGAUUUUCAGCGAGAAAAAUGACGCUUAUGACUUCGGUGGGCAAAAUGUUACCAAAAAAAUGCAAUCUUUGGUACCAACAAUUAUUACUCACCGACUCUGCCCACCUCCAGAAGAAAUUUACAGCUUGCAUAGAAAACUCUCAGGCGUGUUCUUACUAUGUGCAAAAUUAAAAGUCAAAAUUAAUUGCAGGGACAUGUUCCGCGAUAUUUAUAAAAAUUACCGCUUUGGAUAA
Molecule: messenger RNA, 1971 nt
Organism: Cotesia congregata
Lineage: Eukaryota; Metazoa; Arthropoda; Insecta; Hymenoptera; Braconidae
Source: the annotation of a GenBank genome assembly